AUGCCAAUUAGACUUGAUAUUAAAAAGAAAUUAUCAACUAGAUCAGAUCGUGUAAAGUCUGUAGAUAUUCAUCCAACUGAACCAUGGAUAUUGGCUAGUUUGUACAAUGGCAAUGUAUACAUUUGGAACUAUGAGACACAAAACAUGGUAAAGUCAUUCGAGGUGUCACCAGACAAUCCCGUUCGUACCGCCAAGUUUAUUCCACGUAAGCAGUGGGUCGUCACUGGUAGCGAUGACACCAACAUCCGUGUAUACAACUACAAUACGAUGGAAAAGAUCAAAUCAUUUGAAGCACAUGCCGAUUACAUUAGAUGCAUCGUCGUUCAUCCAACACAACCAUACAUCUUGUCGUCGUCGGAUGACAUGUCGAUCAAGUUGUGGGACUGGGAGAAGGGAUGGAACAACAUUAUGACUUUUGAAGGUCACUCUCACUAUGUCAUGUCGAUUGCAAUCAACCCAAAGGACACAAAUGUUUUUGCCUCUGCAUCUCUCGACAAGUCCAUCAAGGUUUGGGGUCUCACCACUCCAAUGCCACAUUUCACCCUUGAAGGUCAUGAAAAGGGUGUCAAUUGUGUUGAAUACUUUUCUGGUGGUGAGAAACCUUAUUUAAUUUCAAGUUCUGAUGAUAGACUUGUAAAGAUUUGGGAUUAUCAAUCAAAGACAUGUGUUCAAUCACUUGAAGGACAUAGUAAUAAUGUUUCAACUGUUUGUUUCCAUCCCGAACUACCAUUAAUUCUCAGUGGUUCUGAAGAUGGUACUGUUAAAAUAUGGAACUCUGCCACUUAUCGUCUUGAAAAGACUUUGAAUUAUGGUAUGGGUCAUGUUUGGGCUAUGAGCUUCUUACGUGGUUCAAACUUUGUUGGUCUUGGUUAUGAUGAUGGUACUGUUGUAUUAAAGCUUGGUAAAAAUAGACCACCAAUUAGUAUGGAUAAGGGUGGUAAGAUUAUUUGGGCCAAGAAUCAAGAAGUUCAAAUUUCCAAUCUAAAGACAACCUUUGAACAAGGAGGACAAGAUGGUGAAAGAUUAAACUCUGUUCAAGUCAAGGAUUUGGGUAACUGUGAAAUCUUACCACAAAAGUUAUCUCACAAUAGUAAUGGACGUUUUGUUGCCGUCUGUGGUGAUGGUGAAUUUAUCAUUUACACUGCUCUUGCUUGGAGAAAUAAGAGUUUUGGUCAAGCUCUUGAAUUUGUUUGGUCUGAUGAUUCUGGACAAUAUGGUGUUAGAGAAAGUUCAUCAAGAGUAAAGAUUUUCAAAAAUUUCAAGGAAACUCAUAGUCUUAAACCAGCAUUUUCAGCUGAAGGUAUUUUUGGUGGUAGUUUAUUGGCAGUUAGAUCAAAUAGCUUUGUUUGUUUCUAUGAUUGGGAAACUUGUGAUGUUAUUCGUAGAAUUGAAAUUUGUCCAAAAAAUAUUUUCUGGUCUGAAGAUGGAGAACAAUUAGCUAUUACUACAGAAUCAUCUACUUUUAUUUUAAGAUAUAACAAGGAUGCUGUUACAAAGUAUCUUGAAAGUGGACAACCAAUCCAAGUCGAAGGUAUUGAAGAUGCCUUUGAAAUGGUUCACGAAAUUGAAGAACGAGUUGGAACUGCCUGUUGGGUUGGUGAUUGCUUUAUCUACACCAACAAAAAUAGAAAGUUAAACUAUUGUGUUGGUACUGAAGUCGUCACUAUUGCUCAUCUCGAUGCUCAUAUGUACUUGCUUGGUUAUCUCUCUGAAACUGGUAGAUUAUAUUUAUCUGAUAGAAAUAUGAAUAUUGUUAGUUAUACAUUACAUUUAAAUGUUAUUAAUUAUCAAACUGCCAUUUUAAGAGAAGAUUUUGAGACUGCUGAAAAAUUACAAUCAACUUUGCCACAGGAACAACGUAAUAGCAUUGCACACUUUUUAGAGUCGCAAGGACACAAGGAGAUGGCGUUGGACAUGUCGCUCGACCUCGACCACAAGUUUGAGUUGGCCAUCCAGUUGGAGAACCUCGAGGUUGCCCACCAGAUUGCCAUCAAGUCUGAUUCCGAGCAAAAGAGUCGUCAACUCGGUGACCUUGCCCUCAUCCGUGGUGACAUUGCCUUGGCCGAGAGCUGUCUCAAAAAGGCCGACGAUUUACCCGGUCUCCUCUUGCUCUACAUCUCGAUUGGCAGCCACCAGGGCGUGCAAGAGUUGGCUGGUCUGGCCGACAAGCGCGGACAGACACACAUCAGCUUCCUCUGCAACCUCUUGUUGCCCGGCCAACUCAACGAGUGUCUCAACAUUCUCAUCAACAAUGGUGCCUAUUCAGAGGCUGCUUUUAUGAGUCGCACCUACCUCCCCUCGCAAUUACCCGAGAUUGUCGAAAAGUGGAGAGAGAGCCUCAAGUCGGUCAGCGCUCGUGUCGCCGAAUCCAUCGCCAAUCCACGUGAAUAUCCAAAUCUAUUCCCAGGCUACGAUACCGCUUUGGAAAAGGAAAAAGCUGUCUCUCAAGAACGUGGUAGUCUCAAACCAGCCACCACCACAACCACAGCAGCAUCUGUCAUGGAUCUCCUAAGUGGAUUAAAUUUGAAUCCACAAGCAUCAUCAUCACCAGUUGUCAAUGGUAACAACAACACUCAAAACGAUCUAUUGAUUGAUUUCAAUUCUACUCCAACUCCAGCCAAGGAUGAUUCAUUGGAAAGUUUAUUAAAUCUUGGUCCUAUUCAACAACAACAACAACCUACUACUCCUUUGCAACCACAACAACAACAACCAACAUUUGUAUCAUCACCAAAAUCAAACUCUAGUUCACCAUCAUCAUUUGUCCAAGUUGAAACUCCAUCACCUGCAUCCUCACCAAGCAAAUUACAACCAUUGCAGCCACAACCACCAACUCCAAGCAGAUCAAUUCCAUUGGAUUUGGAUGACGAAGAAGAUAUUCCACUCGACGGUGAAGAUGAAGAAACUUUUUAA
This is a messenger RNA of Cavenderia fasciculata, 2910 nucleotides long. It is a transcript of the gene copB2, whose product is annotated as WD40 repeat-containing protein. Bases 1 to 2910 code for a protein of 969 amino acids. Gene Ontology annotation, molecular function: structural molecule activity; protein binding. Gene Ontology annotation, cellular component: COPI vesicle coat. Gene Ontology annotation, biological process: endoplasmic reticulum to Golgi vesicle-mediated transport; intra-Golgi vesicle-mediated transport; retrograde vesicle-mediated transport, Golgi to endoplasmic reticulum. Lineage: Eukaryota; Evosea; Eumycetozoa; Acytosteliales; Cavenderiaceae. The transcript is spliced from 7 exons. The record is from RefSeq and is a predicted model, not a curated record.